Molecule: messenger RNA, 371 nt
Organism: Staurois parvus
Lineage: Eukaryota; Metazoa; Chordata; Amphibia; Anura; Ranidae
Source: the annotation of a GenBank genome assembly
GGGGAGUGGGAGUGGUGGAAUGUGAGCACAGCGGAAUAUGAGCGAGGCGGAAUACAUUUGCUGUCCAGAAAAGGAGCGUGUACACCUGUGCAAAACUGGAGGGGCAGAGCCAGUACACCUGUGCAAGACUGAAGGGGGGGAGCCAGUACACCUGUGCAAAACUGGAGGGGCGGAGCCAGUACAACCUGUGCAAAACUGGAGGGGCGGAGCCAAUUACACCUGUGCAAAACUGGAGGGGCGGGGAGCCAGUACACCUGUGCAAGACUGAAGGGGCGGAGCCGGUACACCUGUGCAAGACUGAAGGGGAGGAGUUGGUACACCUGUGCAAGACUGAAGGGGAGGAGCUGGUACACCUGUGCAAGACUGAAGGG